UAAGCCGGGCUGUCUCCAGAGGGACAGCGUUGAGUUUUGGAGCAGCCAGGCGGUCAGUGUGUGCAUCCCAGGACGCAACAUCAGUGUAGCUGGGGCUCAACUUUCAGCUGAUAGCGAAACUUCAGACAACCAAGGAAAACUUGGAAAAAUGGGUUGCUUUGAGUGCUGCAUCAAAUGUUUAGGUGGCGUGCCCUAUGCAUCUCUGGUGGCUACGAUCCUCUGCUUCUCUGGUGUCGCCCUAUUCUGUGGAUGUGGCCAUGUGGCCCUCACUGGCACUGUGACCAUCCUGGAAAACCACUUCUCCAAGGUCACCAGCGAUAAUGCCAUGCUCACUGACAUAAUACAGCUGAUGCAGUAUAUCAUCUACGGCAUUGCUUCAUUUUUCUUCCUCUAUGGGAUCAUUCUGCUUGCUGAGGGUUUCUAUACAACUAGCGCAGUCAAGGAACUGCACAGCGAGUUCAAGACCACCAUCUGUGGACGAUGCAUCAGUGGAAUGUUUGUGUUCCUCACAUACAUCCUGGGUGUGGCAUGGCUCGGUGUGUUUGGCUUUUCUGCUGUGCCCGUCUUCCUCUUCUACAACAUGUGGUCUACCUGUGCUGCCAUGAAGUCUCCAAUGGCUAACUUCACAAACAUUGACUCCAUCUGCGUGGAUGCCCGUCAGUAUGGAAUUAUCCCGUGGAAUGCCACACCAGGCAAGGCCUGUGGAUCAACGCUAGGUGACAUCUGCAACACCAGUGAGUUCUACCUGUCUUAUCACCUGUACAUCGUAGCGUGCGCCGGGGCAGGAGCCACUGUCAUCGCUCUGAUCCACUUCCUCAUGAUUCUCUCAGCAAACUGGGCCUACCUUAAGGAUGCCAGUCAUAUGCAUGCCUACCAAGACAUCAAAAUGAAGGAAGAGCGGGAGCUGCAGGACAUCACCUCACGCUCAAAGGAAUGCCUCAAUUCCUACACAUAAGGAUAUUUCAAGCUUACAGUCCACACGCACACAUACAUAAGCACAUAUACUUACAAUAACAGACACUGUGGCCAACCACUGUGGGCCCUCUGGACCAAGGCAACUCUCAGCUAAAAUAACAUGCCAACUGACACUGUGCAGUACUAACCAGGCUCCUAACAGACUAAUGCAUCAGUGUUGCUUUCUGGACUAAUUGUUUCACAACUGCUCUGUGAAGUUUCAUUCAUGCUAAUUUUUAUUUUUCAUUUUCUGUAGGGAAGAGUGAUCUGAGUUCUGAUGUUCGUGUGUUUUUAUAACCUUUGUUGUUUGUUGUUUUUUUGCUGGUGAAGCUUGUGACAUUGCACUAUUCCUACACAGCACACCACAGUGUUUCAGUCUUGCUCUAUCCUUCUUUAGUUUUCAGCUAAGGAAGAUGAAACAUUUUGGUUUUUGUUCUGUUUUGCAGAUGUAUUAUACAAAUGAACAGCCUUACAUCCAGUCUGAGUUGUGCGUCACACUAUACUGACCUUUUUAGGGAAAGUAAACUAUUGCACCAGAUUCUUUUAUAAAAUAGUUGGUAAUACAUGCACUAUAAAUCUAUAAUCCUUGAUGAUUAUGAAUUUACUUGCAUUUCCAUCUCAGUUGGUGAUUGUCUGAAUGUUGUUCAUUAGUUAUGGAUUUUUCUUGUACAGCUACUUAAGUCAUGGCCUACAUUACCUCUACCUCAGGUGAGCACUAGAGCCUAUGGACAAACAAUUCCCCAUUGCAAGGUGUAAAAGAAACCAAUUCCAGUUGUAAAAAGAUGUCUCAAAGACAUAGUAGAUAGGUUUGUGUAGCUACACCCCCACACAUGCACAACAGUUCAACUGAUUCCCAGUACUAUAGAUUUUGGAUAAUGCUACAAGAAAAACUUACUCUGACCUGUAUGUAUUCAUUUAGGCACAUAGGAGGAAAAAACAAAAACGUCAGUACUUGCCAAUGAAGAGUUGUGAUGGCUAAUAAUAUAGAAGUGAUUAUCUGCAACAUGUACAAUAUGAUCAAAAAUGACUAGAUUUAAAGGAAAUCCUAUUAAUAAGCGUAACUAUGUCCCAUGUGUUUGUUAUAAUUUGAAAACAGAACUGAAGAAGUUCAGUUAAAUUUAUUACAGGUCAAAAUUUUUCAUCUCUUCUUACCUUUUUUCAUAAUUUUCUAUAAUUGUAUAUUAAUGUGCAAUUUUCACAAUGUUAAAAUAACAACUUGUAAUCUUUAUUAGCUGAGUUACAGGGAUAAUUUGAGAUUUUACUUUGUUGUAUAAAGACGACCACUUCUGUGGUGACCUGUGAUGUACAGUUAUGUAUACUGGCUUCAGUAGUAGGCAGUGUUUGCCCAUUUCCUGUUUUUCUAACAGAAUAUAAAGCUAUGUAGCACAUUAGUUAGAUCUUUUUUUAGGUUCUUUUAAUCACUUGAGAAGUAUACUUUAUUGUUUUGUUGCCUGAUAGUAUGCCUGUAUUUUCUAUGAAUGUCAAGGGCUUCCUCAUGAUUAAAUGAUACUUAACUUUCCAACUGUCAAGUAACAAUUAGCCACAACAACAGUCCUUUAAACAGUUGUAUAAAAUUAUAAAUGGUAAAUUCAGCCAAAGUAUGAAUGCCAGUGUUAAACGGUAUCUGUUUGAUACAGUGGUACAGACCCUACAGUGCUUUGUGUAGGACUGGCAAUAGGUGUGCAGUGGUCGAGCGGAUAGAUGACAGAUGUACAUGAAGCUAAUGUACGUCACAUCUUGUCUUUGUAUGUUGUGUUUCCUGUUGAAUGAACCAAAAAAAGUAAAUACAAGGCUAUCUAUCAAUCACCAGGAGGACAGUAAUCGGUUAAAAGAAAAACAAACAAACAAACAAAAACCAUCCUGUCUGACUGGAAACCCCUUUAUGAAACAACUUCACCGGCCUGUUGACUGUUUUUAUGAAAAUAAAUAAAAAUGUUUUUUUUAAAAAAAAGUUC
Messenger RNA from Pelmatolapia mariae (spotted tilapia), 2909 nucleotides. It is a transcript of the gene gpm6bb, whose product is annotated as glycoprotein M6Bb. Lineage: Eukaryota; Metazoa; Chordata; Actinopteri; Cichliformes; Cichlidae. The record is from RefSeq and is a predicted model, not a curated record. The transcript has 7 exons. Gene Ontology annotation, cellular component: plasma membrane. Gene Ontology annotation, biological process: neuron projection development. The coding region runs from base 149 to 955 and encodes 268 amino acids.